Messenger RNA from Cryptomeria japonica (Japanese cedar), 1482 nucleotides. RefSeq lists its product as uncharacterized. The record is from RefSeq and is a predicted model, not a curated record. NCBI's taxonomy places the organism in Eukaryota, Viridiplantae, Streptophyta, Pinopsida, Cupressales, Cupressaceae. The transcript has 2 exons. Bases 135 to 1103 code for a protein of 322 amino acids.
UUUCAUAUUUUCCCCUUUCUUACAAUACCGCAGCAAUUGCGCGCUGAAGAAAAAUUUUAGCUGUGCAAUUGCAAGCUGACAGACAAACAGAGACUGAAUCAGAGAAAAGGAAGCAAGGAAAGGAGAAAAAAAUCAUGGGGUGUGAAGAGCAUGUCGACUGUGCUAACCGGAACGGCAGCGGUGAUGAGUGGGAGGUGCUUGAGUUCAAUUCUGCCCCGAGUUCGAUUCGCGGGGAGGAUGAAGAGGAUCCGCAACACCGCUUGUCAGUGGAAAUUGAGUUGGGGAAUUUCAUAGAUGCGGAUUAUUUUGCCUGUCCUUCGUCGGAAUUGAGUUUGGAUGUGAAUCCCGCGGGGAAUUUGUGUUCUGAUGUGGUUGACGAUGGGUUGCGGGAUCGAAAACCUGCGGAGGCUUUGCAUUCUGAGGAGGAGGUAAUAUUGGGGAAGGAAGAUGAGGAGAGUUUGGGAGCGUUGCUGGCGGCGAAAGAAGUGGAGGGGAAUUUGGGAGCCUUAGCGACUGGUUCUUUGGGAUCUGGUGUGAUUGAGGGGUUAUGCAUCUUUAGGCCGCUUGUGGUGACAGAAUUAGCCCUGUUUAGAGUAGAUUCCUCUUUUAAUUCAUGGAAGGUCGGCAAGGGCGAAGAGGAGGGUUUGAAGGUUGUUGCAAUUGAGAGGAUUAGUUCUUGUCCUAGUUCUCCGCGAUUGAGCCGCCCUUCUUCUCCGCAGUUGAGUCGCCCUUCUUCUCCCCGGGUGAACUGCUGUAAUGUUGAGCCUGCUAAGUGUGAGGGAGGGAAGGCGAAUUUUAUAAAUCAGUUGGGAAUUUGGACAAAGAAUAUUGGAAUGCUUUCUUCGUUUGGGAUGGCGGCUGCAGUCAUGGGCUUGGUCAUUCUGGGUAGCAGAUUUUAUCUUCGGAAGGGUAAUCAGAAUAAGAAUCGAAAUCAAGGCUUAGUUCGAUUUCAGGUUUAUGGAGACAACAGAAAGAUUGGUCAAUUGAUGAGCCAGGCAGCUCGACUGAAUGAGGCGCUUUCUGCAGCUAAAAUAGGAAUAGGAGGAGGAGUUCCUGUAGUCAGAGCUCAAAUAUCUUUUGGAGGCUACUGUGAUGGUCUCUGACAUAAAACUUGCUGGCCUUCACCUUUUGUAUAGAGCUGAUUAACUGUAUAUAUCUAUCUAGGCAUAGAUCUCUGCAUGGUACUGAAUGCAGCAGUUUAAUAUCGUUUAUGGCAAAAAGAAAAAAACCCAAUAUAUUUACAUGCCAUAUAUUUUUGUCUUAGUUUAUAAAAGAUAUCCAAGUAAAUAGCAGAUCCUUACCAUUUAUGGACAUUGAGUUUGAAAUGACUGUCAAUUUGCGGGGGCUUUAACAAAGUCCUUGGUGUGCACUGUACUGAAGGUAAAUUUUGUAAAUAGAUUUGUAGAUGGUCUAUAAUUAUGCUAAUUACAGGUGGUUCAGGAUUCAGAAUUAUCAAUUCAAAAUGAUCCCUUAAUUUUGCUU